UUGAAAAUAAAUAUGUCAGCACGGUUAAGUGAGUCGCGAGGUGAGAAAGGCGUUCGGCACAUCCUGACGCCUCUUAGCACAGUUUCACUCGCAUUUUGAAAAGAAAUGUGUAUUCGUCGCUCUGAAAGAUGCCCACAAAAACGUGCAUAUAAAACAAGGAGAAGUAGGCUGACGUGGAGUUGGGCUGAGCACUUGGGAGCUGUUUGAGCUGUCGAUCCGUAAGAAAUUUCACCUAAGACGCAAGAUCUGCUGAGCAAGACUGCGUAGGAAAAAUGAUUAAACUCCUACUGGCAGCACUUGUGCUUCUAAUAGCAACCGGGAUGGCUCUUGCGGCUCCACAACUUCCAACUGGAUCCAUAGCAUUGGAUGCGAUUCAGCACAUGAACCUCUUUGCUACUACACCCCUUAAAACAGGUGUUUGGAAGCAGGGGGAGCCGUUCUUCCCAUUUUCACCUUUCAAUCCGGCCGUUGGAUUUUUGCUGGGCGGCAAGAAGGGAGUCCUUUUCACCAAAGCGUCGGACGGAACGAUCCAGUCACAGAAAGACUUCACCUUUUCUUCGGGCAACUCGAAGCUCCCGUUCCCGGGUGGUCUUUUCCAGUAGAAAUAGGUGCGUGGCACCAUGUACACGCAAGAUAAAUCUCUUAAAAGAUGAUUUUCUUCGCAAAAAUUUCAAGCAAUACCGAUACUACACACAUAGUGUAAGCGAGCGCAGCUGGGUAAUAGGAAAGAUCACUGAUAAAAUAAAAUAUUCGUAUACACACUC
Messenger RNA from Rhipicephalus microplus (southern cattle tick), 764 nucleotides. RefSeq lists its product as uncharacterized. NCBI's taxonomy places the organism in Eukaryota, Metazoa, Arthropoda, Arachnida, Ixodida, Ixodidae. The record is from RefSeq and is a predicted model, not a curated record.